GUCGGUCGGUGGGUCUGGGUCCCGUUCAAGUGAGAGGCGAUUGUUUGAAUGGCGGGCAGAUUGCAGGCGAUGGCGACGCUGUGCUGGGCUCGCGUUUCCGCUCCUUCGGCGGCAGCAGCAGCAGCAGUUGGGUGGAAUCUGGCCUUCUCUCCCUCGUUAUCUGUUUCUCGAGCGGUGGGUUGCCCCUCGGCCGCUGCUCGAGGAUGUGGCCUAUGGCAGAUCAGGGGUAUGGCGGGAGACGGGAAUGCAGGAGAGAAAGCCAAAAUGCCCGCCAGGCUCGUUCAGGUGCAGAAACUCCUGAAUGAUGUUCCCGAUCUGCCGGAUGACUACGGUAAGCCCACUCCCAAGAUUACAAUGGAUCAUGUCACCGUGACUUUUGCGAGAAGCGGAGGAGCUGGAGGGCAGAAUGUGAAUAAGGUUAAUACGAAGGUCGACAUGCGAUUCAAUGUCAUGGCUUCCAACUGGCUUCCCGAGAGAAUCAGGCUGAAGCUUCUGCAACAGGAGAAAAACCGUAUCAACGGUGAAGGAGAGAUUGUUGUUUCGUCUACAAGGACGAGAACACAAAAAGGCAACAUCGAGGAUGCUCUUGCCAAACUCCAGGAUAUGAUUGACGCAGCAGCAUAUGUUCAGCCGCCGCCUUCGGAAGAAACAAAGAAGAAAAUUCAAAAGUUAGCCCAGAAAGAGAAUGAGAGGAGACUCCAGGACAAGAAGAAAUCUUCGUCAAAGAAGUCGGACAGGAGGAAUAAGGGAAGCUGGGACUGAUUGGAAAAAUUUUCGAGCAAUUUUCUGUUGCACAUUCCAGAACUCGUAACCAUGUAUGAAUGACAUGUGAACACUCGUCAAGCGAGGUGCGGGGAACGCUGAUGAUGUGGCCAUCUUCGGUUUUCUCACACACGGUCCAUUCUGAUUUUCUACGAGCUAUUUAUUUGAGAGGUUUCAGCCUCUGCCUGAGCCUGUUGCGGGUGUUCACGAACUAGAAAUCGCCGCAUCCAGAGGAAAAUGAAUAUCAGGGGAGAUCGCAAGGAUCAGCCAAGGCCUUGGCAUAGAAAAGGCUCGCUUGUCAUUAGAAUCCUGGCUUUCUUGCUCGCGAAUGCCAGGAAGGAAUGUCACCACGCAAUCUCCUUGGGCAGGUUUCUUUCUCGUUGGCUGCAACGUUUGAUGUAGAUGUUUCGCUUUGAAGGAUCAGAAACGAAGUAUCAAUUACCGAAUAUGGUUUGGUUCCAAAGCGUAGUUUUGAAUGUGGAGUGCAUGAUUAGACGGGGCCAUACUCUCUUUGAAAGAAAGCUUGCAAGAAUAUUGUUCAGCUGUACAUGGCACGAAUUUCGAGUACACGCUGACUUGUGUAAGCCAUAGCAGACACCUGCUUUUGAGCGUGAUUUGAUGAUGAUUGUACAUAAUGAAAAUUGUGUUUAUCAUCUUUGGUCACGAAACAAAUUCAUCUAACUCAUGGCCGGAAGAUUUUCCGAGAACCUCAAAGACACGUCCUGUGAAGCAAAUUUCCUCUGCAGCUCAAUGACAGGCCUGUUCACUGAGGCAGGGUUUUCAUGAUUUCAGGGACGCAAUGUCGGGGCGAAGUCUACUAACCCUUUAAUCUUUUUAACCUGGUACAACAAAUGAAUAGCGUCCCCUCAGUCGGAGUGAACGGUUGAACAUCCUAUCCAAAUUCA
Marchantia polymorpha subsp. ruderalis is the source of this 1667-nucleotide messenger RNA. The record is from the annotation of a GenBank genome assembly. Lineage: Eukaryota; Viridiplantae; Streptophyta; Marchantiopsida; Marchantiales; Marchantiaceae.